CAUGGUUGUUCCAAGUGAAAUCCAAGAAGAAACCCAGAUGGAAUUAGGAGCUGAAGAAAAGUACUUUUGGACGAUUGAAAGUACUGAUGUGCCAAACAUGAUUAUCUCAACAUCUAGCGAUCAGUUUUGUUGUCGAACAAGCUGUAAUUACAACAUUGAUCAUAAUAAGAGGAGCAGCAGCGCAGAAAGGGUGGACGAAAGGAAGCAGAGGCGGAUGAUAUCGAACCGAGAAUCGGCUCGAAGGUCCCGAAUGAGGAAGCAGAAGCAUGUGAGGGAGCUUUGGUGUCAACUUGUUAGGCUAUGCACUCAGAACCAUGCGCUUGAGGAGAAGCUGAGGCGUUUGAUGGAGUCUCAGCAACGCCUUCUCCAAGAGAAUGCCAGCCUUAAGCAACAAGCUUCUGCUUUUCGCCAGAUCCUUAUGGAUAUGGAACUUGAACAACAACUAGUCAACCAAUUUUGAUAUAUACACUCAUGUGAAAUAGCUCUUUCCCCUUCGAUACGGUUUUCAGUUCGGUUUUGGAGUUGUUCUCAAGUAAUGAAUAAAAAUGUGUUUUGAU
Benincasa hispida (wax gourd) is the source of this 557-nucleotide messenger RNA. The record is from RefSeq and is a predicted model, not a curated record. Lineage: Eukaryota; Viridiplantae; Streptophyta; Magnoliopsida; Cucurbitales; Cucurbitaceae.